Molecule: messenger RNA, 4817 nt
Organism: Sclerotinia trifoliorum
Lineage: Eukaryota; Fungi; Ascomycota; Leotiomycetes; Helotiales; Sclerotiniaceae
Source: the annotation of a GenBank genome assembly
AUGAGUGCAUGCUGACAUGUGGAGGGGCAUAUAUUCUUUCUCUUUUGUAGUUGUCAUUCUAUUUAAUGUGCUUGUAAUGUUUUUUAACUGUAUUGCUUGUUAAUUCAUCUUGCGAAAUUAUUCAUUGGCAGUAACCUGCGAUUGCUUUUGGAGAUAACAUUCCCUUUCCACCAAAUACCUUAUGGCUUUGUCCCUUGCACGAUUGAAGUUUAGAAAGACUCGCUCGAAAUCUGCCACAACCGUACUUUCCACCCACUCCAGUGUUUCUCCAGCGAGCGAUACUAAAGACUUCGAGCCCACCGAAAGGUUUGGUCUUUUCCACUUGAAUCCGAUUCCCACGCUUUCAAAUGGAGAAGAGCCGCUUUAUAGACUUGAUGUUGUGGCACUGCAUGGUAUAAAAGGCGAUGCAUUCAAAACAUGGACGGAGAAGAGGGAAGAUAGUGGGAAGAACUUCUGGUUAAGAGAUCAGUUACCAGUUGAGCUCCCAGGUGCGAGGAUAUUCUCGUAUGGGUACGAUGCGAAUGUACUUUUUAGUCGGGGGACGGGCACAAUAGAAGAUUUCGCGAGAACUCUUCUGGUAGAUUUGAUGAGGGAGAGAAAGGAUGAUUCAAAUCAAAAACGUCGCAUUAUCUUCAUAUGUCAUAGUAUGGGAGGCAUUGUCAUAAAAAAGGCACUCAUCACCGCCGUUGACAAUGGUACCUACAGAAACAUAUUCGACUCCACUUCCGCCAUCCUCUUCCUCGCCACUCCGCAUAUGGGUUCCGACGAAACAAAGCUACCCUUGUCAAUCGCCAAUGUUGCUAAUGGCAUUCUUUCGUUUCCAAUGAGAUUUAGCGGACGUGUAAGAGAUGAUUUGAUCAUGCCAUUGGCGCGAGAUUCGCAGAUCUUGAGAGAGAUACAGCAAACAUUCAAGGAGAGGAAGUUGUAUGAAGGAUUAAUGAUCGCUAGUUUCCAGGAACAAGUUAUUUGUACGGGAUUGAAAGGAUUGGUUGUUGAUAAGGAAAGUGCACUAUUGCACGUUUCAAAUGAACGGGCAGUGCCAAUGAAUCGUGACCAUCGAAAUAUUUGCAGGUUUAGUGGACCGGAAAGCAAGUCAUACCAGAGGGUGUGCGGCAUUCUGAAAGAAUAUUCUGAUAAAGCUAAUAUGAGUAAGCUCUCUGUAAGCGAGAAAAUAGUGAUGUGAAAUGCUAAUGCAUAAUUGAAUAGGUGUUCAACCAGAACUCACAUCCGAUGACAAAGGUACGCCUUUUGCUUCCCUACUACACAUUGAUGUUAACUCACAUACUUAGCUGUGUUGUCCUCCAUACACUAUCCUGAAAUGGAGCAAAGACGUCACAAUACAAACGUCGCCUACCCGGGCACCUGUACCUGGAUCUUGAAAGAACCUGCCUACGUACGAUGGAAGGCUGCCCAGCGUAGCUUGAUAUGGAUAAAAGGCAAACCAGGUGCAGGUAAGUCCACACUUAUGGCAUACAUCCUGUCAAAUAUUCGCCAUCAUGAUUCCGGCCAGCUAGUUUUGAAUUUUUUCUUCCAUGGUCGAGGUUCUCUUCUCCAAAAGAGCCCCGAGGGAAUGUACAGGGAAUUGUUACAUCAACUUUACCUCCAAGCAUCUCCUAUCCGUGAACUGCUUCGAAAGUCUUUCAUUCAGAAAAAUGCGCCGGGGAAAUCAGAGAAUGAUUGUGUUUGGACUGAAGAUGAAUUAAAGGAAUGGCUAUUCAAUGCCAUCACACACAUUGCCAAGUCACAGCCCGUCGCUUUAUAUGUCGACGCACUUGAUGAAGCCGGCGAUGAUAAUGCGAGGAUUCUGAUCAAUUAUUUCGACGAUAUGAAAAAAAGGGUAACCGCAGAUAAUGGAUUUCUAAAGAUCUGCGUUUCUUGUCGACAUUAUCCGAAUGUCUCCUUAAGUGACGGCUUUGAAGUCAACGUGGAAAAUCAUAACAUGCCAGAUAUUGCAGUUUUUGUUCAUGUGGAACUAGUCUCAAGAAUUCGAAACUGGGACAAUGAUCGGGUAGCUACUGAAGGCAGGGAAAAUAUGGAAGCAGCCAUUGUAAAGAAAUCAUUAGGUGUCUUUCAAUGGGUCAAGCUUGUGAUUCCCAUGGCUGCGGAGACUUUUAACGACACGGAGAGUCUGAAGGAUGUUCACAUCAUGUUGGAAAAGGUACAGGAUGACCUCGCGGCUGUGUACGAGAAUAUUUUGACUAAUGUCAUCAAAGUUAAAUAUCGAUCCAAGACACUGUUGUUAAUGCAAUGGGUUGCAUUGGCGGAACGACCUUUGACUGCUACAGAAUUACGAAUCGCGAUGGCAUGCGAUGAGGGGUCUCACAAUCCUGGAAGCAAAAGAUGGGAAGAUAGUGAGGAUUAUAUUGAGUCCGAUAGGCGAAUGGAAACUUUGAUGAGGACACUUUCUGGAGGUCUGGUAGAAAUUGCGUUGUAUACCUCGGGUUUAUAUCGCGUGCAGUUUGUUCACCAGACAGUGGUGGAUUUCAUGCUUACAGAAGGCCUACCAUUCCUAGUACAACAUGUAGUGCCUCAAUCUGUUGGACCCUGUGAGGAUGAAGAACAAUUUUCCAAUAGUCGAAUUCUUGGACAAAGUCAAGAUCGUCUGUCCAGAUCCUGCGUAAAUUACUUUAAGCAACCUGAAAUAAUGCGGAGAAAUUGGGCUGUUGAAACUGAAAGGGACGAAAUUAUCGACGGGGCCAGCUGUCCUCUCUUCAAAUACGCCAUUACAAAUUGGUUGAUACAUGCUGAGAAAGCGGAGCGGCUUGGACUUUGCCAAAAACAUCUGGUCUCACAACUAGAAGAACCGCAAGGUUAUUUCGAGAAAUAUGUUCAGUAUGAGUACCCUGUGAGGCUAAGUAGCUAUUGUUUACAAAGAGGGGCGGUGAUUCUACAUCUGAUGGCAUUUGCAAAUCUCCAAGGUCCAGCUAGGUUAUUAAUAGAAAGGGGUGACUCGAUUGAGGAUGAGAAUCUAUUUGGGGUGAGAGCCUUGCACUAUGCUACUUACCAUGGUCAUAUUGAAAUGGUAAGACUGCUUUUAGACGCUGGUGCAGACGUCGGGGCUACUCAAGAUGGUAAAUAUACACCAUUGGAACUCGCUGCAUCCCGGGCUCAUGACGACGUACUGCAGCUUUUGAUAGAAAGGGGAGGAGAUAUAAAUGCCAUCUCUAAUUCGGGCACUGCGCUGGAAGGGGCUUCACAAAGUGGCGAUGUCAGAUUGGUGAAGAAAUUGUUAGAUAUCGGUGCUCGAGUUGACCAAGAAGGAAAACUCGAUAGCACACCCCUCAAAGCAGCAGCUAGAAAAGGACAUGUUGAGGUUGUUCUGCUUCUACUUUCAUUGGGAGCCGACGUUAAUCAUUGCAAAGAUUAUGGCACAGCGCUUCAAAGUGCAGCUUCAGCCGGUCAUAUUGAAGUAUGUCGGGUACUACUGCAGCAUGGAGCCUCGGUCAGUAAAGUUCCGAAAGGAAUCGCAGGAACACGUGCAACUGCUCUGCAGUGUGCCGCGAAUAAUAACAACAUCAGUAACAGUAUCUCUACGGAUAUUGAGCUGCUUCGCUUAUUGCUCGAAUACGGGGCCGACAUUAAUAUGCAAGAUCGGAGACACGGGACCGCCCUUGCUGAUGCAGUGAGAGUCCAUGGGCAAGUCAAUGAUGACAAGCCGGAUAUUGAUCCACGUAUUUUGUUUCUUCUGGAAAAUGGAGCUGAUGCCAAUGCAGGGUGUCCCCUUGUGUUGGCAGCUUCAAAUGGCAAUCUGAAACUCAUUAAUUUACUUCUGGAUCGUGGGGCGGAUAUUAAUGCAUGGGAUGAGACAAAUGGCAGUGCACUUGCUGCUGCUGCAGGUAGCUGGAAGAGGUCUGCUAGGCUUCUGGAUAGUGUUAAGCUACUUCUGAAAGGGGGAGCUGAUGUUAAUAGAUACUAUAAUUCUGGACAUUACCUUACUUCUUGUUCUGCUCUUCAACAAGCUGCCCACUGGGGAGACUUGGAAAUGGUAAGUUUAUUAUUGGGUCAUGGUGCUAACAUAAAUCUCGGCGCUGGAGAUUCGGGUGGUGCUCUUCACGAGGCUGCUGCUAAAGGUCACCUUGAGAUUUGUCGAUUGUUCAUCGAUUUGGGAGCGGACCCGUAUGCAGAGCGGGAAUUUGCUGGCAGUGUGCUGCAUUCUGCUGCAAGCAAUAAUAACAUGGAUAUCAUACGCCUAUUGCUGUCUUCUGGCGUACACGUUGAUCAUGAAAGUGACUUCCAUGGUGGACAUGGCACUACUCCUCUUCAGGUCGCCGCUGAAAGAGGGCAUCUCGAGGCCUUCAAUUUACUGCUAGCUGAGGGCGCAGAUAUUCAUCACACUGGUGGAAUUUUCCAUAAUAUGUUACACGCAGCUGCCUAUGGAGGUAGUGUUGAGAUAGUUGACAAGUGCUUAAAGAGCGGAAUUGAUGUUAAUACUAAGGGAGGCAAAUUGUUUGGAACUGCACUGUUAGCAGCUGCCUCAGAAGGACAUGCGGAAGUUGUAGAGGCAUUAUUGGCGAGGGGGGCAAGGGAUUAUACUGAGGGAUGGUGGGGAAGUGCGUGGAUGAAGGCGGCGGAGAAUGGGCGUAGAAAUGUGAAGAAAGUGCUAAAAGAGUGGGGUUUGGAAAGGACGAGGCUACUUGCACCUACAAAGGUUAACUUGCUUAGAACAGAUUAUGAUACAGAUAGGGGCGAGCAGCAGAAGGGAGAGUCGAUUGGCAGAAGUCAAAUGUCCGUUGACAGCCACUAGGGUGUAAAUAUUGAGAUGUUUAGAAUCAUUUAUGGUGGUAAAAGUAUUCAUUUAUCUAGCGACACAAGGUAGA